AUGCUCACACGUCGCCUUGCCUCAUCCGAGGGAGUUACUCAGGCCAAUCUAUUGGACUAUUUGAACCUGAUAGAGGAACGUGUAAACAAGCUUUUGCUUGUGCGCCAAUUUAUUGCUGUCAAUGAUCCGGAAGCUCCGUAUGUGGCCAAAUCUAUUUUGAUUGGCAACAAUCUUGCCGCUCCUUCCGGGCCAAUACCAACGAUCCAUGUACCAAAUCUGCAAGAUGACUUUGAGGAUUCAUCCGAAAUGUCCAUAUUGAAACCAUUCUCGCGAGAGGAACUUCAUCGUCGUGUUGUAAACUUGGUGCGAAGGAAAGAACAAGAAACACGCUCAACCCAUUCGGGACCGGUACCAUCAUCUCGCAACAAGUAA
Molecule: messenger RNA, 372 nt
Organism: Echinostoma caproni
Lineage: Eukaryota; Metazoa; Platyhelminthes; Trematoda; Plagiorchiida; Echinostomatidae
Source: the annotation of a GenBank genome assembly